This is a messenger RNA of Eremomyces bilateralis CBS 781.70, 792 nucleotides long. RefSeq names its product 60S ribosomal protein L8-B. NCBI's taxonomy places the organism in Eukaryota, Fungi, Ascomycota, Dothideomycetes, Eremomycetales, Eremomycetaceae. The coding region runs from base 1 to 792 and encodes 263 amino acids. The transcript is spliced from 4 exons. Gene Ontology annotation, biological process: ribosome biogenesis. Gene Ontology annotation, cellular component: ribonucleoprotein complex. The record is from RefSeq and is a predicted model, not a curated record.
AUGCCACCCAAAGGAAAGAAAGCGGCGCCCGCGCCCGCGCCCUUCGCAGGAGGGAAGGCUGGCAGCAAGAAGCAGGUCAAGAACCCUCUCAUCGAGAAGCGCACCCGAAACUUCGGUAUCGGCCAAGACAUCCAACCGAAGCGCAACCUCGGGCGCAUGGUGAAGUGGCCCGAGUAUGUCCGUCUUCAGCGCCAGAAGAAGAUCCUCAACAUGCGCCUGAAGGUCCCGCCGCAAAUCGCCCAAUUCCAGCACACUCUCGACCGCAACACCGCCGCUCAGAGCUUCAAGCUGCUCAACAAGUACCGACCUGAGACUAAGCCUGAGAAGAAGGAUCGUCUGCACCAGGAGGCUACCGCUGUUGCCGAGGGAAAGAAGAAGGAGGACGUCAGCAAGAAGCCCUACACCGUCAAGUACGGCUUGAACCAUAUUGUUGGGCUCAUCGAGAACAAGAAGGCAUCUCUGGUCCUUAUUGCCAACGAUGUUGACCCCAUCGAGCUUGUCAUCUUCCUCCCCACUCUCUGCAAAAAGAUGGGUGUCCCUUACGCCAUUGUCAAGGGCAAGGCCCGAUUGGGGACUGUUGUCCACAAGAAGACCGCUGCUGUCUUGGCUCUGACCGAGGUCCGCGCUGAGGACAAGAACGAGUUCUCCAAGCUCGUUUCCGCCAUCAAGGAGGGCUAUGGUGAGAAGGCUGACGAGGCCCGUCGUCACUGGGGUGGUGGUAUCAUGGGCGCCAAGGCCAAUGCUCGCCAGGAGAAGAAGCGCAAGGCUAUCGAGAACGCCAUCAAGAUCUAG